Messenger RNA from Silurus meridionalis, 8803 nucleotides. RefSeq names its product neurite extension and migration factor b (gene nexmifb). Gene Ontology annotation, biological process: negative regulation of cell-matrix adhesion; negative regulation of neuron migration; negative regulation of cell-cell adhesion mediated by cadherin. The record is from RefSeq and is a predicted model, not a curated record. Lineage: Eukaryota; Metazoa; Chordata; Actinopteri; Siluriformes; Siluridae. Gene Ontology annotation, cellular component: nucleus. Bases 474 to 4721 code for a protein of 1415 amino acids. The transcript has 4 exons.
GAGAGAGAGAGAGAACGAGCGCGAGCGAUACGACUUGAUACGACAAUGGAAGCAGCCUCGAGCAGCCGGUAGAAGACGGCGAGGAGACAACGAACAGCACGAGGGAGGCUUUAUAAGAAGAAGAAGAAGAAAAACCCCAGAAAGAAACGGGAUUUAAAGGGGAGACUUCCUGUUUUAAAAUGGAGCAGUGAGAUCUGGAGGAAGGACAGAAACGAGGCUCGGUCUCCAUCACUGAGAGAGACAGCUCGAGAGAUCGAGGGAGAGAGAGAGAGAGAGAGAGAGAGAGGCGCGUCCACCUGCUACGAGCCGAGGCCCCGGAAAAAAAAGAAAACAUGGAGAAGUGGGUGCGCUGAAGACGGUGGGAAACGUUUAUCCGAACGGCCCGAGCUCUCAUUCAAUGCGGAGUGAUUGAAGCGAGUCAGAGGUGGGACAGUGGAGAUGAUGCACAAGUGGAGUAACACCCUCUCUCAUUGAUGGAUGUAUUAAAGAAGACCAGUCUCAUUGUGCCGGCUUUGAAUUCAAUGCAGACUAAUGCAUUGGACCAGACCGGAUCAUGUGAGCUGAAAGGUAAUCUAAAGCUGUAUGGUGCUGCAGAUAACUCCUUCCCCCUCUCCUCCUCGGUUGCCGUUUUGAGUGCCCAAAGAGGUGGUUCAGAUGGCCACAGAGUAGCUUUGGCAUUAAGAGAGUACUGUCUCCCAAGCCUACCUUCACCACAGACUCUAACUGAGACACCUGAGCAGCCCAUUGAUGAAUCCAGCAGUUGUGCCAUAUCCCUCACAGCUUGUGUUACCAAGGAUGUAAAUCCCUGGUCCCUGUCAGCGGACACUAAUAAACCGCUCCUCACCAUGAUGGAACCAAUGGGCAUAUCUGGGAUGACCGAGGACUGUCUAAUCCAGCAAAGUCGCACUUGCCUGGGCUGUAUCAUUGAGACCAAGGAUGCACUGGAUAAUGAGCCCAUUAUAAACCUAAAAAUGACUGACAUGAACCGUGAAUACGAUGCUUGCUCAAUUUCUACCAUGCAGUGCAUGGGACUCAAUGAAACAGGCAAUUGUUCCGAGCAGCUUCUAGCUGACCAGCUUUUAAGCUUUCCCAUGCCAAAAUCCCAGAUGGGAGAGAAAAAGAAUUUAGAUAAAACAGAAAAUGACCAAGAUCAGACAUCCAGAAAUAUGUAUGAAGGUUUAAUGCUGGACAAAUGCAAUGGAGAGGAUGGUCUGCUCCCCAGUUCCAACCAAGACUGGGGAUACAUCGAGUCAUUUAUCAGUGAGAGCAAAAUGGAGUUGCUAGACUUAUGCUCAAAAAAUGAGCUUUCAGUAAACCUUUUCUCAGAGGAGGAUGUGGAUAACUACAUGUUUGAUGACGAUGAUGAUUCUGCCCUGAGCAGUGACAUGUGCUCAUUGAAAAUCCGCUAUGAGUCUUUUCAGGACAAUAUGAGGGAAAAGACAAAUGUCCUACAGGAGGAAACACAAUUUAACUUUUUUCCCAGUGUCCUGGUAAAUGCCACAAAGACAGAGGGUAGUGUGGUAAAGAAGAGUGAAGAUGACCUCUUAGCUAAACCUGACGAACUUGCACUAGAAAAUGAACAUAAAGAAAACGGCAGUUAUAUUUCUUUAGAGAGGGCAUCUGAGUACAGUCCAAAAAUGAACUACUUUAUUGAUUCUAGCAACUCAACUGAAGACUCGGAGGACUAUAGCGAUGACAGCUCUAGCACUGGGUAUUCCUUUGACACUUUUAAUGAGAGCAAAGAGAGAAAUGUAUUUUCCCUAAAGAAUAUUUGCUCUUCCAACCCUCUAAACUAUGGAUUAAGAGCAAAAAGGAAAGUCAGGUACAGUGAUGACUACCUUUAUGAUGUUGACUCUAUUGAAAGUGAAAAAAACAAUGAAAAGCGUGAGCAGAUACCUUCUGGUCCAAGACAGGAAGAGGAUGAUGAUUGGUGCCCUAAAAAGAGAAGAAAAUCAUCCCGUAAAGAGCCACCGGUGAUAAUCAAAUAUAUUAUUAUCAACAGGUUCAAAGGAGAAAAAUACAUGUGUGUAAAGCUCUGCAAAACUGAUCCAACAGCCAUGACUGUAAGUUUAAAUGAGAACACAAUUAGUGAAUAUGAAAAACUAGCUCCUCUUAAGGAUGUCUGGCAGAAAAAACAGAGGGAACAUGAAGAACAGCUUAGACUGCACACAGCAGAUCAACACAAAUUUCAUCUUAAUGGACAGAAUCGACCGUUUAGGUCUAGCCCUCCCAAACGGAAACACAAGCUAGCAAACAGACUUAGGAUUCAGAGAAUUCAAGCUGUGCUACAAUCACCCCACAAGCAUGGCUUCUCUUACUCUGAUCUGAGACAGGAUUCUGGCUCUAAAGAAGAGACAGCCCCCACAGUACAAUCAUUACCAAUAUCAGACCCAAGUUGUUCAAGUACAUUAGACCCAGAUGACAUUAUACACACUGUUACCCCAAAGAGCAGAUCACAGGAGAGAGAGGAGAGAAGAAUAGGAAAUAAAAUGGUCAAAAUUCGUAAAUUUAAAAGUGAAGCAAGGCUCAGAAUAGAGAAAAUGAAGAAAUUUGAAGAGAACAGAGAAAGCCAGACAAACAAGACUGAUACUGUGACAGAAAAUAAGGACACUGUAGGGGGUGGAAAUGAAACUGAGAUCAACUCUGCUGCACACAGUCCUCAGAGUCAAACAGCUGAGACCACUGAAAAAAUAGUUUUCAUGUCUAACACCUGCUCCUAUAACAAAGCUACAUCAUCUGAUGAUGUGGCAACAGGUAUGUCUGUUAUCCCUGGAGGCUAUUUGCAGACAUUGUUGGAAGCCUCAGACUCCUUGGGUGGUUCUGGUGGCUCUUUUUUUUCUCAGCAGAACCCCAGGCAGCAAUCUCUGGGUCUCUCUUUGGAAGAGCAGCAAUUUGCUAGUCUUCAGCUAGCCCAAAGCUGUGUACUCUCCCCACCCUCUGAAUCAGAGCUCCAGCAGUCUCCUCAGAACUGCCCCAGUCUCACCCAAAUGUGGCACACCCAGCUUGACCCGAAUCAGCAAUUCACUACUGAUAUCCCUGAGACAACAGUCUUGCCUAACAACUUCCCUAAUCCCAUGCCUUUGCCAAUCUCAGAGAACCUUACAGUUACAGGGUACAGUCAGUUGGGGCUGGAUACUAACAGAAUGCUUUAUGAAAAAAAUUACAUGCCUGAGCAGGCACUGCCACCUGAUUCAGAUUUUCAAGCAUGUCAGGUUCCCAGUAUGGAAGGCCAGCUACAGUUUCAAAGAGGGACACUGCACAGUGACAAUGGAAGGCUCAUCAGUUUCGACUCGGUUGGCUCGUUGUCAGCUACAUCCAGUAAUUACAGCUCUCUAAGUCUCAAGUCUUGUGAGAAAGAUAGCGAGAAUGAUGUGAACGAGAACUUUCUGGCCCACUGUAGUCCCAAACUGGUGAUUCAGCAGAGCAUUGAUGCAAUCACCCCACUAAGGGAGUCAACGGACUUACUAGAUAUCUCAAACUUCACUCCUGAUAAAUUCAGACAUGCAUCACUGUCAGAGCUCUCACCUCCUGAAACACCUAACUUGUCCCCGCAGGUCACAUGGCGAGAGUUGAAGCGAUUAGGAAAUCCCAAAGUUAUCCAGAAUGGGUCUGAGAUUACAAUGGAGGGUGCUCAAGAGGUGAAAUGGAAUUGCAACACGGUAGAACACCAAGAACACCUGGCUGGAUUUGCAGUAGAUAAUCACAAGUAUCAGUUGCACAGUUCUAAUAAUGACAACCAUGUAAGCCUGGAAACUAAGUCCAAGAAUGAAACUGAUUUUGAUGAGCAAGGGGCUGACAUGAUCAGUGGCAAAAAAGGCUCAAAGAAGAAAAGCAGCAACAAGCAAAAUUCAGGACAAAAUGGUAAAAAAAGCAAAGCAACCAAACCAAAAGCUGCAAAGGGAGAGAAGGUCAAGACCCCACGACAGAAUUCACGUGCAUCCAAAAAACUAAAAGCCUUACUGGAUGAAAAGACUAAAGGCCAGAAUGGGGAUUCAAAGUGUAUGACACACCAGCUGACAGAUAGCAGCUCUGAGGACUGGCCAGGAAUGGGCUGGUCAGAGGCCAACAGUUGCACGGAUGACCAGCGAGAGUUUGAAGAGCCAUCCAACAUCCUUUCUAACAUAGUGUCAGGGAUGGCUGAAGUGCAGCGUUUCAUGAUGACCUCAAUUGAGCCAAUAUGGGGCCCUGCAACAGACAUGUGUUUACCCUCAGAGGCAAAUAGUCUAAAGCUGAAGACUCUCAAAAUCCUGGCAGGAACCUCGUCAGAGCCCAGGAAAAAAGGUGCUGUGUCUGCUGAAGGUACAAAAGGCAAGAAAGGAGGGGGGAAAUGUGGAAAAAAUCAAGCAAAGUUCAAUGCCUCUCAUCCACUUUUACCCCAGUUAGCUUUGGGCUGUAACAUGUUCGAUAAGUCUAAUCUUGGGGUACCAGGCAUAAAUGGACCUGCACACAAAAAGAUGUAUCGUCACAAAACCAGCGCAAAAUUCCCUCGGAUCGAAAACCUUAAAGGCAAGAGGGCUGACCCAAAUAAGGACAUAGCAUUGAUGACCUCAUUUGAAAAACUGAGGAGUAUUACUGGAACUUAUCUUAGAGGGACAUUUCUAAGCCAUGGAAACUCACUUUUUUGGGUGACCCUGUACAGAAAUGCACUAUUUAAUGACGACAUGAAUUCUAAAGAUCAAUGUGCCAAAUGUAAUAUCUGUGCAAAUUUAUUAUCAUUAUAAACACUGGCUGUUGAAUUUACUUUUCACGAGAAUUUUGGGCGCACCCUUUCAAGACUGUGAGUUAACAUUCCAGAUUAUUCUUUUUUUCUUUUUGGGAUCCUAUAUUGUGAAGAGCACCUGCAGCUGACAGUGGUACAUGGCCACUCACGUAACCAAAACAAGACUGAACUAUCCUCUUUUUUUCCACUGACUUGCCAAAAUAAAUUUACCUCAGCAUUAUGUGGCUUUUGAAAAUAAAGACAAACAAGGAAUGAUGAAAAGCACAGAAGAUAUGGACACUGUCACUUCUAGUUAGACAAGGACACCACACUGAUAUUAAAGGAUGAGCAUGGUAAUGAAUGAAAUUUAUGGGAAUGCAUGGUUGUAGCUAUUUAAGGGAGUGCUUAAUUUAUAAGGAAUAUUUUGGGAAAAAUUCAAGUUUCUUCAUGCCUUUAAUGCAGGUUAAGAAAUCUCUAUGAAAAUCUAACUGAAUGAUUAAAAUAUUUGGUAUUUAGAUUCUGUUUCAGAAACUACCUAGCUAACAAACUUAAUAUGAAAGCUUAUAAGCAUUGAUUAAUGAAGAUUCUGCAGCCAUCCAUUUAUUACAUUCCAGUUAUCUUCAGAUAAAAACUUAAUUUUCACAUAAUCAUGUGGUAGAAAAUUGUUCUGUCGAGACAAUAAACUUAUCAGUCAGACUUUCUUAAAAAUCUUUAGCUCAAAUGGUGGUACAAUAGCAUAGUGGCUAGCUUUGCUGCUACACAACCCAAAGGUCCUGGGGUUAUGUCUGUGCAUGAGUUACUGUCUGUGUGGGUUUACUGAUUUUCAAUAACAUGCAGGUAGGCAGAUUGGUGAUACUAAAUUGCUCCAAGGUGUGAAUGUGCAUGCAUGGGUCCCUGUAUCUUUUUAUUAUAUUGUUGAACAAAACAAGCUGUUUUAUAUCCAGUUAACCUACAAAACUGAAAGCUAGCAGUGACUGGUUGAAAAUACAAUUUGAUCUUUAUUUUAAAAUGCAUACUUAUUUUAUUUCAGGUAAUAAAGUGAAAGAGUAUUAUUUAGAAGACAGUAUUAGUUGAAAUGUGUGAGGACAUGUUUUUUGCCCUAAUUUGUUGAUAGUUGGUGGUAUUUGAAGAUUAUUAACUUCUACCACAAGUUGGAUUUGUUUGUAAGACUUUUAAGGUCACCGCAACCAUGUAUUUGAAAUUAGGAAAUCAAGAUGUUUAACAAAACAUAUUGCAAACAUCUAGGAAUUACAGUGUUUUUUUUAUACUCUUUCCAUUUUUACAGACUCAAAAGCAAUUGGACAAAGUAACAAUUUUAAAUACGUGAGACCAAAUCAUUUGCAUUCUUUGACAAACUGAAGUUUGGAAACCAUGGACAUCACCAAAUUGAAUUGCUUUGGCAUGUCUUUACUGCAGUUGCCUUUAGUUGCUGCUUGUUUGUGUCUCUUUCUGCCUUCAGCUGUGUUUUCAGUAAACAGAAAGCAUGUCCAAUUGGGUUGAGGUCAGAUGUCUGUGUCAGCCAUUUGAGAGCAUUCCUUUUGUUCACCUUAAGAAACUCUUGGGUUCACAGUAUGCUUUGGGUCUUUAUUUAUCUUUACUGAAUCUAAGCAGAAAUUAUAGCUCUAUACGCUUCAGACUUCAUCAUCAAAAACACCAGUGACCCAGUUCCAUGGGCAGCAAUACAAGCCCAUGCCAUAACACUGCCUCCGUGUUUGACAGAUAAAAAUAGUGCCCUUGAGCCCUUCAUUUCCUUUCUUCAAUGUUCUCUCUUUACAUAAUUCUAAUAAUCUUGAUUAUAUCUGUCCAAAGAAUUAUUUAAGAACUGAACAGGUUUCUUUUAAUAGAUGUUUUAUAGCAAAGACUAAUCUGAACUUUCUGUUCAUGAGUGUUGCAGCAACACUACUUUGGACCAUAUAAAGAAAAUUGGAAUGAACUUACUUGGAAUGAAAUAACAAACUUCAUAUCAUCAAGUGUCCAAUUACUCUUAAGUAAAUAAUUGGAGGGACUGUGAAAUAAAAUUGCUGUAAUUCCUAACUGGUUACAAUAUUGAAUAUAUAAUGCAAUAUUUUGUGAAAUGCCUUGAAUGCAAGCUGAAAGUUUGCAUGAACUGAAAGUCCAAGUGAAACCCUCUGUACAUUUAAAAUUUGUGGAUCUUAAAUGUCUUACAAACCUCAAAUGCACCUGGUAGUGGAAUACAAUGGUGUCCAAAUACUUCUAUGAUUGUGAGUGUAUGAGAUUUCUCCCCACAUUGCGUUUAACAUAUCGAACACAUUAACCGGUGAAAUAAUGUCAACAUUCAGUAAUUAACUUGGUCAUGAUCAUCCAUAUAUAUUGUACAUAAACAGAUACACAUGCACUUGUACCUAAUAUAUUUAGCCAUUACAGUUUUUUUCUGGUGAUUACUGAAGUACAGUGCAUUUACUACCUGCAUGUUGUAUAUGUGAAUGGGAAAAUUGUUCAGUUCGUAUAUCAUGUGGCUUGGUCUGGAAAUUCAGCUGUGAAGGUUCUGAUCAUAAAUGCUGAAAACAGGUCACACUUGUUAACAUCUAUGAAGGUCAAGAAAUUUACUCUGCAUAGGAAAUGCUGCAUUUGGUAAUUUAGUUUAGCUCUACAUAUGUACAGACCUAUUCAGUCAUUUGUAAAUUGGGGAAAGUAUGGAAUCAAACACUGACCUUGAAUUUUCUGUUUACCAUUCACCAGCCACUUUAAUAGGAAUGCAUGUAUUCUUGCACGUCCAUGCAGUUAUGCAGUCAGUUGUUGCAGCAGCACAAUGCAUAAAAUCAUACAGCUCAAGAGCUUCAUUUACUGUUCACAUAAUACAAAAUCCCAGGGGAUUCUGCAGUAUCUGAAAUAUCAGGCACCAAAAAGCCACAAAGUCACUAAGAUCACAUUUUUAACCAUUCUGAUGUUUUUGAAGCUUUUGACUUCUUCAUAUUUGAAUGCAUUGCACUGCUAUCACAUGAUUGGACAAUGACAUGAAUGUUAUUAAAGUUGCUGGUAAAUAUAUGUGCAUGUUGUAUUUAUUCUCAUUUGAUUGAAAAAAUGAAUAUUAUAGAAAAUAUUAAGAAGGACAAUUGACAUGGAAAAUGCCUUAAUGGUUAAAAGUAUGUUCACUCAUUACUGCAACAUUUCAACAUAACAGUUUUUUUGCUCAGUUUUGCUCUGUGUCCUUUAGCCUCUCUUCAUUCUGUUAAGCAUGCCAUAAUUAGGGACCAGGACAUGCUGGUGGUAGAAAAAAAACUGCACAUGGGCUGUCAUGCCCUCUUGCCUGCCUUCUUUCAUUUCUGCCUAUUUUCAAUUGAAUGUACUUCUUUGAGAUUUACAGUGUGCCACUGUUAAGCUGCCUCUUCUUACUGGUGCUAAGAAAGCAAAAGUUCUCCUCCCUAAUAUGACUAUAUCGUAAUAUAUAUAGUUAUAAACAAAUGAAAACCCUAAUCCUCUCUUUAUGAAUGUAUAAUAUAUGGUUAUGUUUGAUGUAUCCACACCAUUAAUUAUUUGACGUUAAUUGGAUUACUUUUGAAAAAAAUUAUUGAGCUUUAUAAAUAUUGUCUAGAGCUGAUAUCAGAGGGAUUCUUAACAAACUCUUGACACAACAAAAAACACUGUAUAUUUUUCUCUGUGCCAAUUUGUAACAUAUUUUGUAAGUGUAUAUUUUUCUUAGAAAGUGCUGUGAAGUAUUAGUAUGUGUGAGUAACCUUUUUUGUGCCUAUGCAGGCAGUGAAAAGGAUGAAUAAUACAAAAUUUUCUGGUUUUAAAAACCAAAAUGUCAAGUAACCUAAAAAAAAUAAAAAAUCGACAUUUUUGUUGGGAGUUUUGUACAACAAAAUUGAACUUGUUGUGGGAGUAUUGUGUUAUUGUGAAAAACACAAAUACAUAACUGAAGAAAAAUGAAGACGAAAUCUAAUUUGUGAACUACUUGCUGUUUUAUAGAUUUUUUCAUGUAAAUUAUUCUAGUAUUUUUUGGUUUAUGUUGUAACUGUUGCAAAAGUUUUAAAUAUUUGUGAACCCGCCUGUAUGGUGACAAUGUAAUAUUGGUAACUUGCUGAGUUUUGUAAUAAUGUUUAUGGAGUAAAUAUACAAAUUAAAAUGAGAUUUUGAAUGCUG